UCCUCAGUCGCACAGGUCGCAGAUCUCUAAGCGGCAGUCUUCUCCCGUCCAUCGACGUGGUUGUAUUAUUUGUGAUCGUGGUUAUUUAUUUAUUUUUUUUUUAAAUUUAAUAUCCCCCAUAUCUUCCUUAUUGCCACCUGUUUGUGUGUGUUGAGAGAGAGAGGCCGUCGGCACUUGUAGAAACAUCUCAAAAUCAACAACUCUUUUUGGAUACGCGGAUAUAUUUUUAUAUAUAUUUUAUACUCAUAUAUAUAGAAUUUUUCUUUGAAAAUUGCUUUUUAAAAAAGAGAAACAAUUUUCACGUGUUAAAAUCGUCGUUAAAGUGUUAAAUUUUUUUUUUGGGAUAAAAAAAAAAUUUUUUAUGUGAAUUUAAAUAUAAGGCAGCAGAAAGAAGAUUUAUAUAUAUAUAUAUAUAUAUAUAGUUUAAAAACUGAAGAAGAGAGAAAAAAAAAUCGAAUAAGUGUUGGAUCGUUAUCAUGUGGUAAAGGACUAAGUUUCCAAACGAUCUCAUUGACUGUCCCCAUAACGUGGAGAUCGUUUGAGUGCAUCAAAAAUUGUCGUUGAAUUAUUUCAACAUUAAAGAUGAAUCAACAGUGUAAAGUUUGUGGUGAACCGGCAGCAGGUUUUCAUUUUGGAGCAUUUACCUGUGAAGGUUGCAAGUCCUUCUUUGGUCGUACCUACAACAACUUGGGCAGCAUCUCAGAGUGCAAGAAUGGCGGAGUUUGCGUAAUCAACAAGAAAAAUCGUACGGCAUGUAAGGCGUGCCGACUGCGAAAGUGUCUAAUGGUGGGAAUGUCCAAGUCCGGCUCACGCUAUGGUAGACGAUCGAAUUGGUUUAAAAUUCACUGUCUACUACAGGAGCAAACAAAUGGUAAUCAAAACAUGGGAACACCCACUGGCUCACCAUUUGGACCGGGAUUUAUACCAGGAUUUCUCACAUCAACACCAACUCAAACGCAACCAAAUCUCAUGUACACUAAAGAAACUAAAGAUCGAACGUCACCAAGCCAAGAGGAUUUAGCAUUACAAUCACAUAUUCUUCAUGUGGCAAUGAUGAAACAGGAACGUGAAAGAAGUAAUAAAUCACCACAUCCCGACGAUAUUGCACUUCAAAAUCAUCUUAGGCUUCUUGCAUGGCAAAAGGAACGCGAGAGAAUUAAUCAACAUCCAGGUACACCACCAAGGGAUACAACGCCACCAUCUUCAUUUACUUAUAAACAUCCACAUUUAACAUCGCCAAUGUUUCCAGUGAAUUUCACACAAAAAGAAGUACCAUCGAGUCCACCUGAAGUAUUUCGACCAUUUUUACCAACUUAUAAACGUUCAGCUGAUACACCAAGUGAUAGUGGUGCAUCAUCAGUUGAUGGUGAACACGAUGAAUCAAGAUGUAAUUCAGCGUUGAGUUACUUUAAAGUAAGUGCCUCGCCAACAUUAUCGGAAAGAGAAUUCCCACCGAGAAAAAUUAAUGCCACUGUUACAUUAACAACUGGAUAUCCUCAUCAUAGUCUUGGUUUAGUGUAUCCACCGCCUGGACUUAUUACACCAGCAGCAUCACAACAUUCACCAAGAGGUGGUGAUUUACUUCUAGUGAGUCCAAGUCCCGGUGGUUUGGCAAUUGAACAAGACGAACCAAUUGAUCUUAGCAUUAGAUCGAGUAGAAAUUCACCCAGGCCGUGUUUCACAUCACACGAGAGUCAUGCAAAAAAUAUGGAUAGUAUGAAAAUUGAAAUCAAAGAUGAACCAAUGACAAAAAGUAAACCUUUGGAUCUUACACUUGGUGUUAAAAGGCCUGCUGAAUUACCACUCACACUUUAAAUAUAUAUACAUUUUGACGCGAAAGAAAAUGAAAUAUUUUGUAAAUUAAUCAAAUUUAUUUAAAUCAAUUAAAAUGGAUUUAAUUCUAAUAGGAAUUUUUGUCAAAAUUUUAUUGACGUGCGUCCAUCACAAAAAUGUGUUCAAAUUGUAAAUACAUAGUUAUGUCACUUCAGCGAAAUGAAAAAAUCGACUUAUUUAUUGUAAAGAUUAGUUAGCUAAGAGAAUCGAAAAAAAUAUGGAUUUUGUAUAUCCUUUUUUUGAUUUUUGUAUAAAAAAAAAAAAAAAGAAAAAAAAGUAGACUAUGAUGUGAGAAACAUCGGCCAGUAGAUAAAUAUCUUCUAUAUACAUAUGUAUAUAAAAAUAUAAUUAUAUGAUUCUAUUUAUAUGUGUGAAAGUGAUAAUUUGUUAAAGUUAGUUUGUAAGUUUCUUUUUUUUUUUUUUUUUUUUUUGAAAUCAAAAUGCGUGGAGUAAAAUUUUAUUCAGGAGAUCCCUCAACCGAUUCUAUUCACGGGCUCGUUAUUCGCGAAUACGAAUGGCCAGUAUAAUAAUGUGUGUGUAAGUGAUACUCAAUGUUUAAAAAGACAUUUGAGCCGAUGUAAUUCGUUUUGUAAAUACGCACGUAUAAUAGGGAUCGUCCGUAGAUCGAUGAGUUGCUUCUUGUUUUCCGCUUUGUGUAUUGGGUUUCCCAUAUAAAGGGAGCUCAGGCUACUCUUGUUUCUCAUCUGAUUUAUGGCAAAUGUUUUAUUAUUCUUUUUUUUUUUUUUUUUUU
This is a messenger RNA of Leptopilina boulardi, 2584 nucleotides long. Its product is annotated as protein embryonic gonad-like. The transcript has 3 exons. The record is from RefSeq and is a predicted model, not a curated record. The coding region runs from base 583 to 1815 and encodes 410 amino acids. Gene Ontology annotation, biological process: regulation of DNA-templated transcription. NCBI's taxonomy places the organism in Eukaryota, Metazoa, Arthropoda, Insecta, Hymenoptera, Figitidae. Gene Ontology annotation, molecular function: sequence-specific DNA binding; zinc ion binding; DNA-binding transcription factor activity.